Molecule: messenger RNA, 2301 nt
Organism: Dermatophagoides farinae (American house dust mite)
Lineage: Eukaryota; Metazoa; Arthropoda; Arachnida; Sarcoptiformes; Pyroglyphidae
Biological process (GO): signal transduction
Source: RefSeq, a predicted model, not a curated record
GAUGGUAAUGAUCAUGAUAAUAGAAACCAGUUUAUAAUCAAUGAAUCAUCAUCAUCAUCAUUGAAUAAUAAUGAUGAAGAUAAUCUAAAGUUAUUCGAUCAGCAACAAGUUCUAUCAUCACCGAAUACAACUACUGACCUUUAUAAUAAUAAUAGUAGAAAUAAACCUUAUCUAUCGACAUCAUAUUCAUUUCCCGGUGUUAGAGAUUAUCUUUUAUUCGGUGAUUGUACUAAUAAUACUACUACAACAGCCAUUAGUUUUAAGGAUAGAUCGACAACGACAACACCAUUGACGAAUCUAUCCGAUUCAUUUGCACAAUUAUAUCUACCGAAUUUUGCCCAACAUAUAUCGACAACAAUCAUGAGUGGAUUAAAUUGGAUCAAUCAGAUUAAUGCUGCCACAUUGUUUCAAAAUUUUUGGACAUCAUCUGGAUUUUUUCGUCGUCGAUUUUCAUCAUCAUCAUCAUCGACAGUAUCGUCAUCAUCAUCCAACACAAAUAAUCAUCAUUCAAUUGCACAACAAUCUAAUAAUCAAAAUGUAGAUGAUCUUACUUAUAGACAAUAUAAAUUUGCUAAAAUUUUAAAUGGAACCAUACGAUUACAUACGUUGAAACCAUCUGAAUUGAUUGAAUUGUCAAGUUUUGGUCUUGUAGAAUUAGACACUGAUGUUGAACCUGGUAUUGGACAUGAAUUUCAGCGAUAUGAAAAUGAUAAAGCAACUUGGUGUGAUAGUUGUGGUGAAUUUCUCUUUCCACCAGUUAUGGAUGAUAUUAAUAAUAGCGGUAUUGGUGAUUCAAAAACAAAACAAUAUAAUAACAACAACAACAACAAUAAUGAUGAUUAUGAUGUUGAUGUUGGGCCAAAGAAUAUUGCCGCUUCUACAACCAAAACGACAAAAACAUCAGUAUCCGUACAGGCCGAUCAUUUACUACGUACUUAUUUUCAAUGCACAAAAUGUAAAUAUGUAUGCCAUUGGAAAUGUCUUGAUUUGAUAAGAAUCGAUUGUCGACAACAUUCACCACAAUCAACAAUGAUUCCUUCGUCCAAUAAUGAUAUGGCAAAAUCCGGCGAAAUUGAUAGCAAUAAUAAUAAUAAUAACAAUAUUGAUGAUGAACAAAAAGAUGAUCAAAAUAUUGCCGAUAUUAUUUCAAUUACGAACAGUAUCGAUAGCUUUGAUGUUGAAAAUAAUCAAUCAACAUUUUCAACGGAAACUUCAUUCGCUGAUGAUAGUGAUGAUGAAAGUUCAGAGACAACAACGACAAUGACCACUAGCAACAAUAGUAUGACAUCCGUAUUUAAUAAUGAUGAUGAUAUUAAUAGCAAAAAUGAAAAUAUUGAAUGCAAAAAAAUUCAAUCUGAAAAUAAUAAUGUAAAUCAACAAACAGCAGCUGUUGUAAAUAAAUCAUCUAUCAUCGAAUCGUAUCUGAUAACACCAAGAAUCAUAUUGGAUUUACGGGCCAAAAUUCUUAAAUAUAAUGAACGAGUUCGAAGUCGAGGAUCCGGAUUAGGUAUCACAUUGAUCGAUGAAGAACGUUGCCUAUUUCGUGGUUUUCUACGUGUACACAUGAAUCUAACACGACCGAUUAAUGUAAUUGCUGGUAAACGACCACCAUCCAUUUAUGAUAUUAUAAAUGAAGAAGAAAAUAAUCAAAAUCAACGACGAACAUUGACUAGUUUCUAUAUGCCACGUGAUACAGUGAAAAAUAUUCAUAUUACCAGUGAUAGUACUAGUCUACAGGUGAUCAAAGCCAUGUUGAAAAAAUUCAAAGUUGUAGAUAAUCCACAGAAAUUUGCCCUAUACCUACGGCGACGAUUUCCACAGGAAGAAUUGAAUAAAAAUGGUGGUGAUGAAGUUAUCAAUAAUGAUUUAACAAGAAUAUCUGAUGACAAUCAAAAUGAAAUGACAAUCAGUAAAUUUUUAAAGACAGCCGGUCAUGAACAUAGCCUCAAACGAUUACAUGAUCAUGAACGACCAUUAAUUUUGCAGCUAGAAUUUGAUAGUUUUGCAUAUGGUUCUGUUGAUAUUGUUCUACAAGAAAAUGAUAAUGCCGAUAUUGCAUGGGAUGCAUUCGAAGUACCAGAGUUAAGAAAUUUUCUUAAAAUUCUUGAACGUGAAGAAGGUGAACAUUUGGAACAUGUGAAGAACCAUUAUCAUGAAAUGCAUCGUAUAUUAAAAGCAUUGAUUGAUUAUGAAGAAAGUAGAUUAUUGAAAAAUUCCAACAACAACAACAACAACAAUAAUAAUAAUAACAAUACCGGUAAUCAAUCUGAUGAUAAUAAUAUUUUAACUGUAGCCAGUUGA